AUGCGCCUACGAUACGACGUUACUCGACUAUCGCUCUUUCGUGCGCUGUCCAAUCUGCGUACCCGUGUGCCAUUGGCUCGUCUUCUCUCGCCGAUCCCUCGUCUUCUCUCGCCGAUCCCUCGUCUUGACGCCGUGGCGCAGACUGACCAGGUGUCUCACAUGUUCGCGAAGCCUUUUGCCUCGUACAGCUGCCUCGGAGAACUCCGCAUCGGAACUUCAAACGCUGUGAUGGUAUUGGCCGCUCACUUGCAUAACUCCUUCGGCUGCGCCCUGGUAUUCUCCAAGGGCGGUCCUUUGAUUCUGGACGUCUUUUAG
Penicillium canescens is the source of this 315-nucleotide messenger RNA. RefSeq lists its product as uncharacterized. The record is from RefSeq and is a predicted model, not a curated record. The transcript has a single exon. NCBI's taxonomy places the organism in Eukaryota, Fungi, Ascomycota, Eurotiomycetes, Eurotiales, Aspergillaceae. Bases 1 to 315 code for a protein of 104 amino acids.